Helianthus annuus (common sunflower) is the source of this 513-nucleotide messenger RNA. RefSeq lists its product as uncharacterized. NCBI's taxonomy places the organism in Eukaryota, Viridiplantae, Streptophyta, Magnoliopsida, Asterales, Asteraceae. Bases 1 to 513 code for a protein of 170 amino acids. The transcript has a single exon. The record is from RefSeq and is a predicted model, not a curated record.
AUGUUGAAGGUUGCCGCGGAUCGACAGAAGAAUUAUGCAGAUAAUCGAAGGAAACCGCUAGAGUUUCAAGUUGGUGAUAGAGUUAUGUGGAAGGUAUCGCCAUGGAAGGGCGUUGUGAGGUUUGGGAAAAGGGGAAAGUUGAGCCCGCGCUAUCUAGGUCCCUUCGAAGUCGUCUCUCGAGUUGGACCAGUCGCGUAUAGGCUCAAGUUAGCAAAGGAGUUGAGUGGAUUCCAUGACGUAUUUCAUGUCUCCAACCUGAAAAAGUGUCUGUUUGAUGAGACACUAAUUAUACCCCCUGGAGAGGUUCAAGUGGACGAUAAACUGAGGUUUAUCGAAGAACUAGUGGAGGUUCAGGAUCGGAAAACCCAGCUCAGGAGGAGUAAGAUAGAGUUGGUUAAGGUCCGUUGGAAUUCUAAGCGUGGACCAGAGUUCACUUGGAAGCGACAGGACCAAAUGCAACAGAAAUACCCUCAUAUUUUCCCACCGAGUGCGAAAACGAAACCUGUAAAGUAG